AUGACUAGGGAGCCCGCCGUGGAGACAAAGGAAGGUCAAGUGCUGGACAAUGGCGGCAGUGAAGUGCUUUCACCAGGUCAACAAGGAGCAACACUGCCUCGAGCACAUGUCGGCGCAGGCGUCGCGCAUUCACUGACAACGCGUAAAUAUAAAGAUGCAGAUUUUCUUCCUUCUGCACCAUCGACACCAAAACAACUUACACAUCGUGGCCCGUCGACCCCAUCAAUUCCCAGCCAUUUGCAUCCGCUGCUGACUCCAGUACAUCUUCAUACAUCGGCAGCAUCUUCUCCACAAUCCGCUGACUUGUCUUCUUCGGCCUCUCCCACUGUUUCGCCCUUUGUGACCACCAUCGCGAAUCACCCACAUCCACAUUCACACUCACACCCAGACGCAGAGGAACAGCGCACCCAAGAUCGAGCAACCGCCAUGUCUCCAGCACAGGACUCGCAGCAGGCUGGACCUGGAACUGCAACCCCGGCUAGAUCAGAUCGAGAGAUUGGCACGGGCAUGCUGAACGGAACUCCCACAGGGACUGGGCAAGAGACUGGACAAGGGACUGCAUCAGCGCCUGCACCAGCACCAGCACCAGCACCACUGAACCCCCGUGCCGAGUUGACAGAGGAACAAGUGCGAGCGCUGAUGAUGAUGGACGAGGAUUUCGACCCCAUCCCGACUGAAUACCGUGGCGGAUUCUCAGGGUACUCGAAUAUCGUCCCGGGCCGGCCAAAUGCACAAGCACAACGACAGCCUGAGAGUAACGGCUUCCCCCCUUUUCACGGCGUUGCCGCUGCGCCAAACGCUGGCCAGAACAAUGAACCAGGAGACAGCCACAGCCCCUUCGCCAGGUAUCCCAACCCAGCAAGAAUGAGUACCAUGGGAGCCAUGGGGAUGUCACCGGCUGAACACGGUUUCAUGCCCUACCCAGCCAUGCCGGGCCCGAACUUUGGAUACGAGUAUGGCUUUCGUGCGAGCAUAAAUUUGAGUGAUGGCAACAACGGCUAUGCACCACCGCAGACGCCUCCUAUCUUUCCCGCUCCUACUCCCGCUCCUAAUCCUUGGCUCGCUCCUCCGUUCAUAAGCCCGACCCACCCCGGUCACGGCGCUCACGGUGCCUUAUUGUCUCCUCAUGGACAUGCGCAUGCGCAUCCAGGUCCACCACGCUCACAUCCUUAUGGGUAUGGUUUCGGACCAGUAAGAGGAGGAGGAGGAGCAGCAACACCCAGCUUCAGCCCGGGCAUGGGAGGAAGCAACCACGCCAGUCCAGUGAGAGGCAACUUGGCCGUGACUCAAUCUCCGAGCACCCAGCAUCGUCCAGGUCAAGGUCCAGGUCAAGGCCCAAGUCCCCGUCGAGGAAACUAUCACGCCCGAGCCAACUCCCACUCGUCCCUCCCGCAGGGCGCCCGCUGCGUUCAUGCCGACAACUACCCUUCUGCACCCAGAGGUUUUGGCACAGCUCGAGGUGCAGCUCAGAGCCCAGCGACAGGUCGGGGCGGGGCCCAUGCCAUGCGUCAACCUCCUUCACAUCAACAUACCCGCAGCGGGCAAUUUUUUCGCACCAGUCUGUAUGGACCACGUCUUGUGCGGGAGGCACACCAACACUCUGAGGUUGGUCGAGCUAGGGCUAAUACUCUUGGUGGAUUGGCGUUGAAUGGACAUGGACAUGACGCUGAGGACAAAGCCGUGAACGGCAACGGCGACGACAAAGCGUGA
This is a messenger RNA of Capronia epimyces CBS 606.96, 1710 nucleotides long. RefSeq lists its product as uncharacterized. Lineage: Eukaryota; Fungi; Ascomycota; Eurotiomycetes; Chaetothyriales; Herpotrichiellaceae. Bases 1 to 1710 code for a protein of 569 amino acids. The transcript has a single exon. The record is from RefSeq and is a predicted model, not a curated record.